This is a messenger RNA of Ipomoea triloba (trilobed morning glory), 964 nucleotides long. Its product is annotated as transcription factor ORG2-like. Bases 1 to 807 code for a protein of 268 amino acids. NCBI's taxonomy places the organism in Eukaryota, Viridiplantae, Streptophyta, Magnoliopsida, Solanales, Convolvulaceae. The record is from RefSeq and is a predicted model, not a curated record. Gene Ontology annotation, biological process: regulation of transcription by RNA polymerase II. The transcript is spliced from 3 exons. Gene Ontology annotation, molecular function: RNA polymerase II transcription regulatory region sequence-specific DNA binding; DNA-binding transcription factor activity, RNA polymerase II-specific; protein dimerization activity. Gene Ontology annotation, cellular component: RNA polymerase II transcription regulator complex.
AUGCCACAUGGUACAACAGUGCAGUACUUGAGCUUAAGACAGGACAUAUUAAUUAAGGCUUGUGAAAAAGUCUUGGGGAACAUAGCCAUGUUGGCCUUUUCUUCUCCUCUGUCAUUUCCCAGCUCUUUCUGGCCUUUAGAAGAAUCCAUUAGACAUGAAGAAUUCAACACUGAUGUGUACAGAGAUGACAUGACUUUCCUUGACCCACAUGGAAGCUGUGAAUCUUUGAAGUUUUCAGAGAGUAAUGGUGCUGCCAUGGAGAUCAAGAAGCUCAGUCAUAAUGCCAGUGAACGUGACCGGAGAAAAAGAAUCAACGCCCUCUACUCUUCUCUCCGUUCCCUCCUCCCCGCCUCAGAUCAAUCGAAGAAAUUAAGUAUUCCAGCCACGAUAACGCGUGUUCUGAAGUACAUACCGGAGCUGCAGAAACAAGUGGAGAGGCUGCAGCAGAAGAAGGAAGAACUGGGUUCAAGAAUUUCCAGGCAAGAGAGUUCAUCUGCAGAGUUCAACAAGAGAAGAAGGGUGGAAACCCAGAGCUCCAUAGCAGCUGUUUCAGUGACCCGAGUAGGCGAAAGACAAGUCGUAAUUCAUCUGUGCACCAACAAUGGCAGCAAGGUCUCAUUUGCAGAUGCAAUCUCAUGUCUAGAGAAAGAGGGAAUGGCUCUAACAGAUUCUUCUUCUUUUCAAACUGUUGAACACAGGGUUUUCUGCACCUUCCAUCUUCAGAUGAAUGGCACUCCAGGGAUGGAAGUUGAUGAGCUAAAGGAGAAGCUAUUGUCAUGUUUUGAGGAGAAGGAAGAGAACUUCUAGCUUUAAACUGAUAGAUGCUAAUGUAUUCACAAUCAUCCUAAGAGACACACCUUAAUAAUGUACUUACAAUUAACAUAUUAUGUGUUGUAGGUGUAUGUUAACUGUAUAUUAUGUGCAUGUUAACUGCAACACAUAAUAUGUUAACUGCAAGCAUAUA